Molecule: messenger RNA, 1656 nt
Organism: Capronia epimyces CBS 606.96
Lineage: Eukaryota; Fungi; Ascomycota; Eurotiomycetes; Chaetothyriales; Herpotrichiellaceae
Exons: 1
Coding region: 1-1656 (551 amino acids)
Source: RefSeq, a predicted model, not a curated record
AUGACUAUGAUUCCGCCGCUCCCUGCAUCAGUUCUUGCGGCGAACCCGGCAUUUGCCAAGGUCUGGAAUCACCUUGCCACCGAGGUGCUGCGGGGUGAUGCGUCACAGAAGACAGAGAGCGAUCCUUCCAUGAGUGAUGUCGAUGGUGAUGGUGAUGGUGAUGUUGAUGGUGAUGUUGAUGGCGAUGGCGAUGGUGAUGGCGAUGAGGAAGAGGAACCAGAGCAGCAGGCAGGCGAUGACAAUACACCCAUGACUCUAACCCCUGCGCAGAUAAGGAUGAGGGCCAGCGGCAACGGCAGCAGCAGGAAGAAGAGGAGAAAGUUCGAGGACCAACUCCACGACUGCCGAGUCAGGAGGAUGAAGUUGCAGAUGAUGCGCUGCUUGCUUGCCGAUGUCGCGUAUCAUGGUGAUUGGCAUGCAGAUUCUCAAGAGGGUAGCGGGAAGGAGAUGGGUACGACAACAACUACUACUACAGCAACAACCACAACCACAACCACAACCAAACGAGAGCCUGUGGCCACGGAGGCAAGGGAGAACGUGGUUGAACACCACACAGAGAUAGCUCCUCAGGGCAACUCGGACAAGAACCAGACAGAUUCACAGACUCAGCCAACGUCAAUGUCAACGCCGACCAAGACGGCCGGUGAAUUGAGAGAUCUUCUCCUUCUCAUCUCAGCUUAUCUCGAUGUCAGGCUGUGUUCUGGUAAUGCCACUGCCACUGCCACUGCCACUGCCGGCUCCAGUACAAAUCUAGAAUCUGAUGCGCAGCGAAGGGAGGCAGAAGACAAAGACGAAGACACAGAAGUCCUUCUUGCCGACGACAUUGCCCGGCUCAAAGAGAACAUUCCCAUCAUCGCAGAGUUAGUUGGAUCGCGCGUCGUCGAGAUCGAAACGGUGCUGGGCGAUAUCGCCGCGAUUGCUACCGACGACGACGCAGACCAGACCUCAGCGGCACCGGCACCGUCACCAUCACCGGCUGCGACAUCAACAUCAACACCAGCUGCGACAUCGACAUCGACAUCGACCUCGAACCUCACAACCACCACCGGCACACAGGGGCCGUCUGGCACUUUAUUGUCCUAUGUACAAACCCAACUCUCCCACAUAAGCCAUCUCCGCACCUCGACGUUCCCCGAGCGUCUAGCGACCGUCACGAAGCAAUUGCACACGCUGCUCGACAUGCAGCGCCAUCUAUUGCGAAUGCAGAUCCAACACCUCGAGAGCUCCAAACACGGCAUCCUGCACCGCCACGCCAUGUCGCGCCUCACGUUCCUCACCACCGUCGCGCAAGCCAUGGACCUGAAGACCCGUGUUCUUGUUAUGGAGACGCAGAGGACCAUGGACAUGGAAGAAGACGACGACGACGAGACCGGCACCGGCACCGCGGCCGCACAGCGCAAGAACCGCAACCGCAUCAUGGCCCAGCAGCUGCGCGAGCUGGAUGCACAGGACGCACAAGCAGACCAAAGACUCGCCGCGCUGGAUGACCUGCUGGCCGAGUAUGAAGCCGUCGAUCCGGGCCUCCAGUUGAUGCAGAGGCUGGGCGCCCGCUACAGGGAUCUAGAGGCCGACAUGGACGGCGUGAGGCGUCAUAUUGAGACCUUGGAACGUACACUUACACGGACACGUACAAGUACACUUCAGCUCCCAGCUUGA